CAUGUCUGAAAGUGGGUUGAAGGAAAACGAAAAAUUUUUAGAGCAGAUCCUAAGCAGUCAGGAAGAAGCAAAGUCAUUGCAGUAUGAGAAGACUGCAAAUCUUGAGCCAAAUCUUGGAUAUGACAUUGACAAGAUCAUCUCCUUUGAUUUCAGUAUCCUCAAGACUAUUUUGAUACAGUUGCUUAAUGAGAAACACCAGAGAGAUAAUUUCAAAGCUGAUUCUGCCUUUAGAUUAGAUAUUCUUAAGAAUAGAGUUGACCAGCUCGUUAGAGAGAAUGAAGAACGCAAAUAGCACGUUCGAAGAGCUCGUUGAGUUUAAAGCAUUUGCUGAAGAACGGCUCGAAAAGGGUAAAAUAAAUGAUAAAGUUCUUGAAAAAUCUAUUGAAAACACCAAUGAAAAAUUCAAAAAGCUUGAGAAUACUAUAGAGAACAUGGACAAGUACCUUAAAACUACAGCGGCUGCCACAGGAGGUCUUAACAGAGACGAUUUCGUCAGAUUGUUAGCUACAAAGGCAGAGAAGGAUAUAGAAGAAAAGCUAGCAAGAUCUGUGUUUGAAGACCACAGAGAUCACCUGAAUGGUAGGCUUCGAGAUAUCCUCAAUGAGGCUGAAGAAGUUCAAGGAAGAGUCAAAAUCCUCGAGAGGCAGAUGGAUAUCCAACUUAGAAAAGGAAUAGCACCCCCUUCAGAUGUUCCCAAGAAACACAAGACUCCCGUUGUUAUCCCUCAGAUUCCAGAUCUGGAUAAAAUUAUUGAGAAAAUAGAGAAUUUAGAAAGCUUUGUUGAAGGAAUGAAAUCUAACUUCAAAAGCUUCGAGAAGGAAGCAAAGUACGAUUUAUCAUCACUUAAAGUUGGCAAAGCAGAGAUGACUCUAGUUGAUCAAAAUAUUUCUGACACUGCGAUGCUGAAAGAUAACUAUGAUAAACUUGGUAAACUGCUCCGAGCUCAUCAAGGCACUGUGCUAGAGAAGUUAAAAGUUGUUGAGAAAACAUACAUUCCUCACUUUCAGAAGAAGAUUCAUAUUCACGAUGAAGCUAUAGGGCUGAAUAAGGCAUGCAUUAAGAACCUAGAGAUGGAAGCAGGAGAUAAUAAGAAGAAACUAAAUGUUUUGGAGAAAAAGGAGAUUGAUUUAUCCUCAGUUGAUCUUGUAAAUCUUCGAAUUGAAGAACUCACCAGUGCUGUUAAAAUUACCAGAGCAGAUAUAUCAACCGUUGCUAAAGAAAUACGUGAAAUUCUUUACACAAAGGUUGAUGAUGAAACCCUCACUGAACUUGAAGAUAACAUCAUUGCGAAGAUGAAUGAGCUAGCUGAGAGCAUUAAGAAAAAUUUCUCGAAGAAGACUGAAACUAAGAUAGGCUUCAAAAAUGUUAGCUCUCAGAUCAAAGACCUCUAUGCAAUCUUAUUAACUAUCCCAAAUGAAAAGGGAAAAGCAGAAGAAGAUGAUGCCAUGCUAAGUAAAAAACCACUAGGAGGAUUUUCUUGAGCCUCUUGUGAUAAAAAUAUUGUGAAUUUAUCAAAAAUCCCAAGUCAAGAAUCAACCGCAUGGAAUCAAAUGCCAUUUAGAGACAAGAGUGAGAGAUUCAGUAGAUUAGGAUCAGGUUUUAGGAGCAUCUUAAAGACUGCACGUAAUGAGAUGAGUCCAAAUAAUAUCACCUACAAAGAUAGAAUGAAGAAAUUAGCAGAUAUAAGCGAGUCAGUGUCCCAGUUUCAGUCAUCUAAGCUGGAUUUAACCCAGAACAAAUAGUUUAAAAUUCAAUAUGAA
This is a messenger RNA of Moneuplotes crassus, 1760 nucleotides long. Lineage: Eukaryota; Ciliophora; Spirotrichea; Euplotida; Euplotidae. The record is from the annotation of a GenBank genome assembly.